GUGUGCAUUAAUUCCAUGAGUAACCUCAAGCAAAGAUUUCUUUCUAAGCUGGUACCAAAUCUGCGGCAAGCUCUAAGGCAAGGGAUUUAGUGAGCCAUUAAAUGAGUUUCCAGUCUUUAAAAUCUGAUAUUCAGUAUGUUCUUCAAUGCAUAUAACUUGACUAGAGCUCCGGUUGUUUACGCACUUGCAUUUGAUCAUAUGAGUUGUUUUGAAUGUGCCAAAAGGCAGUCAAAGAGUGUGGCCUUGUCCAGCCCACUUCUAAUUUGAAUGUGGAAAGGUGUUAUUUGCGUAGAUAAUGAUUAGAUUCUGCAACAAGAAGCAGAUCUUUUUAUAGCGUACUCGUUGCAAUUUCUUGUUUUCUUUGCAUUUGAGUAGCGUGUGGAUACAGAGGUGGAAAACGAGUUGGAAGCAACUGGAACAGAUUUUAUUUUUUACAAAUUGUAGUAAAGGACCUAAGGCAACAAUUAGGAAAAUAAUUUCAGGGGUUUUUGUUUAUAAAUCGAGGUCAUAUAUUGUGUCUGAAUUCAUCAGGAUUAUUUGACUGAUGUAAAGUGAGGAUAAGUAAUACAGUAAAGAGCAGAAGAGUUGAGAUUUGGGAUGCAUAUUUGCUUGAUCCUUGGGCACAACACAACAAGAUGACCAGCGAAUUCACAGACACAGUCAAGGAAGGCUAUGUGAGGUUAAAAAGCCGUAAGCUAGGGGUAUGGCAAAAAAGAUGGAUAGUUUUCAGAAAAGCCUCGAGCACUGGACCAAAGAGACUAGAGAAGUUCAUGGAUGAACGCUGUGCAAAUCACCGUGGUUACCACAAGAUCAUCAUAUUAGAUCAUGUGAUCAGGGUCGCACGGCUUGCAUCAAACGUGAAGAAACAUGGCGUUAUAAUCACAUUCAGUGAUAACUCGUCCAGACAGUUUGCGUGUGAUUCAGAGGUAGAUGCUGAUAGUUGGUGUAAGACUUUUGCGAUGGAGGUGUGCCCAGAGAACUGUGGGAUCCUUGCUGGUGAACCAGACAUUCUGUUAUCAGGGUUACAGAGGGAGAAAAAUGAACGUUUCCAUGUGUUUCUGCAGCCAUCAGCUCACCUGUCUGUUUCAGGAGAAUGCACUUUACAGGUAACGGAAGACAGCGUUUUCCUCUGGGAUGUAAUCGACCCCAAGUUAAAACUGGCAACGUGGCCUUUGCAAUCAUUACGGCGAUAUGGCAAAGAUAACUAUCGAUUUCUCCUUGAGUCUGGCAGGUAUUGCGACACAGGUGAGGGCAUGUUCACCUUUACUACGACCGAAGGUUAUGAGAUAUACCAGAGGGUUCACAGACUGUCGAUGGCAUUGGCUGCCUCACAAGAAAAAAAUGGAAGCAACAAAGAUAUUCGUUCAAGCUUUUUAUCAGAGAAAUCUGUGAUGCCAGAUUUUCUGGAUGAGAACGUUCGGCAAGCACAAGCAGUAGAGCAAGCAGCCGAGAUGACGCAAACCGCAAGACGACACUCGUCAAGCUUCCAUAUCCCAUUAAAUUCCCCAAGACGCAAACCUUAUGUUAUUUUAAGAACACUUGUACCGAAGGAGCAGGAAACAUUAGUGACUAAGGACCAGGUUACAAACAUGUCUAAAGACCAGGCUGCACUCAUUCCCAAUGAGCAGACUUCACCAGUGCCUAAUAAGGGUACACCGGUGUCUGAAGACCAGGCCAUACAAAUGUCUAAGGUCCAGGCCAUACAAAUGUCUAAGGACCAGGCCACACAAAUGUCUCAUGAGCAGGUUGCACAAACGUCUAAGGACAUUAAAAUGUCUAAGAACAUGUCCACUCAAAUGUCUAUGGACCAGGCCACAUUCAUGUUUGAUGAACAGGCAGUGCAUCAUCAAUCUAAAAACAGCAAAUGCCAGACAAAUGAAGAAACUCCUUCCAGCCAUACAGAACUCAACAUUUCAGAUUUGAUUAUUAGCAGCAUUGAGAAUGAAUCAGACACAUCAGCCACAGAUGUAUGGAUUCCUCGACAUAUGUGUAAUACAUUGGAGGCUCACGGCCUGGCAUCUGCAUCAAGAACACAAUCAACAUUAUGAUAUCAAUUAGAAGUUUUAUAAGAUAUCUUCAAUUUCUGUAAAUCUUUAAAAGUCUUACUUUAAAUUCCACCAGAAAUCAGUUUUUUUAGUAUCCAAUAGACUGAAUUAUUCACCAGAAAUGAUGGGAUCAUGAUUUCUUAUAGUGGGUGUACAAACAUAAGCAUUCGCCAAAGGGCUAUGCUAAUACAUAGAGCUGAGUCCAAAGUGGUGUAUAUUAAAUUGUCUAAAAUGUAAUGAAGUCAUUCAGACCAAAAAUAUAAAGAGUUUUGAGAGGCUUUGCAAGGCUUGGAAUGAAUUUUAUUUUAUUGGUGUAAACACCAAGGAUAGCCCACGAAAGUCUAGAAGAAGACUUAUUUCCCAGUGGAGCCCUUCUGGUGGUGAUUGGGCAGUACACCAGGAGACAAUCCCCUACUCUUUUCCGAAGAGCGUACUGUGUUCUUUAACGUUCACAUGGGCCAUAAAUACACACAGGACCAAUGGCUUAAACGUCUAUCCGAUAGACGGUGCCCUAUUGUACCUUGUAUUUCAGCCCUCCAGCUGAAACACAAGGAGAGGCAGCGAUGGGAAUUGAACCGGGGACCUACAGAUCUCCACAUUUCAGCGCACACACAGUGGCUACCACCAGAUUAGCCGACUGAGCUGGUGCUUAGUCUACUGCGCGACUCGCCACGUCCACUGCUGACUAUGGGGAUUGUUGUUUAAUUUGAGGUACUCGUUCAGCUUAUAUACUGUCACCAAGUCAUGUUACAAAUUGUGUAUUAAAUAUUUAAACUAUUGCACAAAACUUAAUUGUAGAAUAAGAUGUUUCUUUUGACUACAAUUGUUAAUGAGUCAGAAGAAUGUUGUUUGUAUGGCUGUCUAGUCUAAGGGCUAGGCCCGUGAUCAUGCGA
Anneissia japonica is the source of this 2938-nucleotide messenger RNA. Its product is annotated as docking protein 5-like. Gene Ontology annotation, biological process: cell surface receptor protein tyrosine kinase signaling pathway; positive regulation of MAPK cascade. The record is from RefSeq and is a predicted model, not a curated record. Bases 636 to 2048 code for a protein of 470 amino acids. Gene Ontology annotation, cellular component: cytoplasm. NCBI's taxonomy places the organism in Eukaryota, Metazoa, Echinodermata, Crinoidea, Comatulida, Comatulidae. The transcript has 9 exons.